Molecule: messenger RNA, 2446 nt
Organism: Dreissena polymorpha
Lineage: Eukaryota; Metazoa; Mollusca; Bivalvia; Myida; Dreissenidae
Exons: 3
Coding region: 408-1463 (351 amino acids)
Source: RefSeq, a predicted model, not a curated record
UUGUAGCGUACUUCCCCUUUUGUUAAGCAUACUGGUGUGAAACCUUUGAUAUCGAAUUUACUUACUGCAGUGUAACCUAUUCUAUUAUACGGAAGUUGCAUCACUCUUCAACAGGAUUCAUCACUGCGCAGAUCAUUGUUUCAAAAAAAGCAAUUUUUAUUGCUUUAUUGUGAAUAUUUGGACUUUUGGGUUCCGAGUAAACCGUAUCAUAGCAGAUUUUGCUUUAUCUUUACUCUGUUUAACAGGGGUUUUAAACGACAACAUUUUGUGAGCUGUAUCGGGAGUGUUGGGAACAGCAGCGUGGAAGUCUGUACAAAGGUGUCCAUCAGUCCCUGCUCAGCCUGUUCAGUGUUGGAAGAGUAUUCCAUCUGUACUCUCAGUGGUCGAGUAUCCACAAUCGAGGCGCAAUGGGCAAAGCUGACCCACGGACAGCGAAAGGUGGCAAACGAAAGGCCAGCAGGGCAGCAUCUCCAGAAGAACCAGCCCCCAAACAGAACAGACUUGCAACGCUGAUAGCUGAGGCCAUAUCCCAAGACAGGGAAGUUCUGGAAGAAAUACAGACUCUUCUGACUGCUCCUACUGAGCCAACGAGAAAGCCGGAUGGAACCUCUUCAGCCAUUUCCAUAUCAGAGACUGAUAACAUCAGUGAGGAGUCGGAUGAUGUAUCCUCAGUCCUGGCGAUGUCUAACUUUGGCGACGGCCCUUCAACUAGUUCAGCCGCCGACAUUAGUUUAGGUGUUUUUUCUGUUGUUCAUCCACCUCUAGACCAAAACACUAUGAAUAAGAUUGUUAAUGGGAAAUAUGUUGAUUUUCCAUCACUUAUCUUCAAAGAUCAAAAUCAUGAAACAACAACCAUUCACAAAACUCAAUCUUCUACAAUCACAUCAACGCACAAGGCUUGUCGGAAGCAACUUCACAACAUCCAUCAAUGGAAUGAAGCAUUCCAAAUCUACUCCGACAUAUACACCCAGAAAUACCCAACACAAGCCCCCCAUCUUUUCAGGUACAUGACCAUAAUUCAAAGACUGUCCAACAGCACCCGCGCCUGGUUGACCUACGACGAAAAGUUCCGUCGUCUAAGGGCUGCGUGCCCCUCUAUCCCAUGGGGUACUGUCCACAUAGAAACCUUUCUCUUCUGUACGACACUGGGUCAAAGCCAGCCCUCUCGGACCAGUGCAACACCAUCUUCAGGCUUCCGGUCUUUCUCAAACAGGCCUAACAAGUCUCCCUUCUUCAGGAGAGGCUACUGUUGGGAUUUCCAACAAGUGGGUUCAUGUGAACGGCCCAGAUGCACACAAGCACACCGAUGCGGAGGUUGCGAGGGCCCACACGGUGCCUUCCAAUGCAACCAGCCAUUCCUCAAACCUAAACGUAACAACUUCGCCAGUCCUUUCACUCCCAAACCAUCUUCAUUCGGAAAGCCAACAACGUCCCAGCAGCAGCAGCAACAGCAGCAAAAGUAAAGCACCAUUUCCACUUCCAACACCUAUCAUCCUUGAUAAACUUAAUCCACUAUUGAUAGGGUAUGACCCUAGCCUUUCAUUGUUCUUAACCAGGGGUUUCAGUCAGGGGUUUUCUCUUGGAUGUGAGGGCACACUGUCGUCCCGAUUACCCAAAAAUCAUUCUUCAGUAUCUGUCCACAAAGACUUUGUCAAGAACAAGCUUCAAAAUGAACUUCAUUUAGGUCGUAUUAAAGGCCCUUAUAUACAUCCACCACUUGAUAAUUUCAUCUGCAGUCCUUUGGGUGUGGUACCAAAAAGAGAACCAAAUAGUUUCCGGCUCAUACAUGACCUUUCAUUUUCUCCAUCACAUUCAGGAUCUGUAAACUCUCUCAUCACCAAGAAUUUUUCAGCUGUUACGUUGGAAACUUUUGACCAUGUUGCUGCUCUUGUCCUACAGUGUGGUAAAAAUUAUCUGGUUGCUAAGGCUGACAUACAAGACGCUUUCCGUAUAAUCCCUAUUUGUCCUCUAGAUUACCAUAACUUAGGAUUUUUCUUCAAUGGUGGUUACUAUUUCGAUACAGUCUUGCCAAUGGGUGCGUCUUCUUCAGUUUCCAUCUUCGAAGCCUUUUCUUCUUCCUUGCAGUGGAUCUUACAAAACAAGUUUGGUGUACAAUAUGUAUCCCAUAUUGUUGAUGAUUUUAUUUUUGUGGGUCCUGGCAAUUCUUCUAUUUGUGCUCAAAGCCUGCACACAUUUUUCGAACUUGCUCGAGAAAUAGGGCUUCCUAUCAAACUAUCCAAAACAGUAAAUCCUACAACAAAAGCGGAGGUACACGGCAUACUGAUAGACACUACCACAUUAACGGCUAGUCUUCCACCAUCCAAGGUACAGACUCUCCGCAAUCUCCUCUUUUCGUUCAAACGCCGCAAGAAAACAACUCUAAGAGACUUACAAUCUCUACUGGGGCAUUUGAAUUUUGCUUGCAAAGUCAUCAAACCUGGUCGUU